Molecule: messenger RNA, 1551 nt
Organism: Ostreococcus tauri
Lineage: Eukaryota; Viridiplantae; Chlorophyta; Mamiellophyceae; Mamiellales; Bathycoccaceae
Product: Adrenodoxin-NADP+ reductase
Exons: 1
Coding region: 1-1551 (516 amino acids)
Molecular function (GO): oxidoreductase activity
Source: RefSeq, a predicted model, not a curated record
AUGUCACCCCGCCGUUUGAUAGACACCUUCAUGCGUCGCGCAUCGACGUCUUCCGCGUCGACCUCGUUCUCGUCGUUCGCGCGUUGGUCGUCAAGCGCGGCGUCGCCGCAGCGUCGCUUUGCCGUCGUUGGGAGCGGUCCCGCCGGUAUGUACGCCGCGCUUGAGCUUCCGCGCGCCUUCCCGGGCGCGCGCGUCGACGUCUUUGACCGAUCGCCUGCGCCGUUCGGUUUGGUUCGAUACGGCGUCGCCCCCGAUCACGCGGAGACCAAGUUGGUGACGAACAAGUUUCACGAGACGUUGACGACGCGCGACGAUGUGCGCUUCUUCGGCAACGUAGAGUUGGGCACGGACGUGAGCUUAGGGGAGCUAUACGACAGCUAUCACGGCGUUGUGCUCGCGUGCGGGACGAAUGGGGACCGAUUGUUGGAUGUUCCGGGAGAGUCAGAGAACCGAGGCGUGGUCGGCGCUCGUGCUUUUGUCGCGUGGUUCAACGGCGAUCCCGAACACGGACCGUCGAGCGCGACGCACUUUGCGAUCGAGGAGGCUUUGAUGAAUAGUGUGGAUGCGCACGUGGCGGUGAUAGGGGUGGGGAACGUGGCGUUGGAUUGCGCGAGAAUACUUUUAAAGGAUGCAGAGGCGCUCGCGGGGACGGACAUUUGCGAACACGCGUUGGAGGUGUUACGAGCGAAUCCGGUGCGUUCAGUCUCACUCAUCGGACGACGAGGCGUGGCGCAGGCGUCGUUUUCGCCCAAAGAGCUUCGAGAACUGUUGAAUCUUCCGAGAGUGCGAGUGGUGAUGAGCGACGAAUCCCUCGAGCUCGCGCCCGAGGACGAGCUUGAACUCAAGGAGAGUCGACCACGAAGACGCGCAUACGAAGCCUUCGUCAAACGCGCGAGCGAGGGCGAGUGCGCGACCGCUGGCGGAUGCGCGAAGACACUACACGUGCGUUUCCGAUCGAGCCCGCUCGCGUUCGGCGGCGAUGCCGGCGCGCUGCGUUGGAUGAAACUGGGGAGGAACGAAAUUAUCGGCGAGCCGGGUGCGCGAAAAUCUGUCUCCUCGGGCGAGACAGAGACCGUGCCCACCGCGCUCGCGCUGCGAUCGGUGGGAUAUGCCGCGAAUCCGAUAGAAAUGCGCGUUCAGGAUACGUCCGCAAGCGCGCUUCGAUUGCCGUUCGACGGGCGUCGACGCGUUGUUCCAAACCGUUUCGGUGCCGUGACGCGAGACGCCUCGAGCGACGCCGAGGAAAUCCCUCGCCUGUACGUCACCGGUUGGCUCAAGCGCGGCGCCACGGGGAUCAUCGGCACGAAUUUAACGUGCGCCGAAGAAACGAUCGCGAAGAUGAGUGUUGAUUUCGCCGAGAAUCCACCGAGCGACCCUAUUGCUUCAGGCGUGGACGGACUCCUCUCCGAUCGAGGCGUCCGCGUCGUCUCCGCCCGCGAUUGGUCCGUCAUCGACGCGCUCGAGCGCGGUCGCGGCGCCGAUCGUGGAAAACCGCGCGAGAAAUUCGUUUCCAUCGACGACUUCAUUAACGCCCUCGACGACGCUACGUAG